UGCUGGCAGCUGGAGGAGUUCCUCAACCGCUCCUCGCCCUUCUCCAUCUGGGUGAACGGCGAGCGCGUGGACGCGCUGCUGGAGCGGGAGCAGCGGCAGGAGAGGCGGCGGGAGGAGCUGGAGGAGAGCUUCGGGCUGCUGGAGGACGGCGUGGACGACCUCUUCCAGGACAGCAUGAGGCUCUCCGGCCACGGGGCUCCCUUUUUCCGAGCUCCCUUCGGAGGUUUCCGCGAGGCUUUCCUGCCCCCGGCCGCCGUGCACCGCGUCCGCUCGCCGGCGCGCAGAGAGAGGCUGGCGAGGGAGCUGAGCCCCUUCGGGCAUCACCCGGCGCGGGGCUUCCACCACCUCUUCCAGCCGCUCUUCGAGCUGACGCAGCGCAUGCUGGACGGCGUGCCGGGGGGCUGGGAGCACCCCCUGGCAGGAUUCGACCCAGAGCCCCGUAACUCGAGCAACGAGCGCAUGGUGUGCCGCGAGAUCCGGCGCAACUCGGCCGGCUGCCUGCGGCUGCGCGACGAGUGCGAGAAGUGCCGCGAGAUCCUGGCCGUGGACUGCUCGCGGACGGACCCGGCGCAGGAGGCGCUGCGGGAGCAGUUCGAGGACGCCCUGCGCCUGGCCGAGCGCUUCGGGCGCCGCUACGACGAGCUCCUGGGCGCCUUCCAGGCCGAGCUGCUCAACGCCAGCAGCCUCCUGGAGCAGCUCAACCAGCGCUUCGGCUGGGUCUCGCGCCUGGCCAACCUCACGCAGGGCUCCGACGGCUUCCUGCAGGUCACCACGGUGUUCUCCAAAGCCCCCAACCCCGAGGACCCGUCGGCCCCCCCCGACACGCAGGUGACGGUGCAGCUCUUCGACGGGGAGCCGCUGGCGCUGACGGUGCCCGGGGACAUCCCCUGGGACGACCCCCGCUUCAUGGAGACCGUGGCCGAGCAGGCGCUGCGGCGCUACAAGCAGAACGCCGUAGAGUAGCCGCCCCGCCGUCGCAGCGGCCCCGUAAGGGGGUCCCGGCCCCUCCUGCCUCCCCCUACCCGCGGGCGAAACACC
Molecule: messenger RNA, 1038 nt
Organism: Oxyura jamaicensis (ruddy duck)
Lineage: Eukaryota; Metazoa; Chordata; Aves; Anseriformes; Anatidae
Gene: CLU
Product: clusterin
Exons: 5
Source: RefSeq, a predicted model, not a curated record